Linum tenue is the source of this 4131-nucleotide messenger RNA. The record is from the annotation of a GenBank genome assembly. Lineage: Eukaryota; Viridiplantae; Streptophyta; Magnoliopsida; Malpighiales; Linaceae.
GUAAAUUAAAUGAGCCUGUCUGCCCCUUCUCUCUCUCUCUCUCUCAUUAUAUCUCCCGUCUUCCCCACUCUCAACAAUAUCCUUCCUUCUCUCUAGAAAACCCACUUCUUCCCUUCUUUCUCUCCUCUCUCCUCCAUUGAGAGAAAGGAUGAGUUGUUCAAGCAGUACAUCACCACCAUUUCCAUCCAGGGAGAAGCUGGAAGAUGAAGAAGAGGGGAAGGGACAGAAGAACCCUAACAACUACAAGAAGGUUUCGUUUCUCAAGUUGUUCUCCUUUGCCGAUCUCUACGACUACGUGUUGAUGGGGAUUGGAUCGGUUGGAGCCAUUGUCCAUGGCGCCUCGGUGCCUGUGUUCUUCAUCUUCUUCGGCAAACUGAUCAACAUCAUCGGCCUCGCAUAUCUCUUCCCCAAGCAAGCCUCCCAUCGUGUCGCCAAGUACUCUCUGGAUUUUUUGUACCUGAGCAUAGCCAUCAUGUUUUCGUCAUGGAUAGAGGUGGCAUGUUGGAUGCAUAGCGGGGAGAGGCAAGCGGGGAAGAUGAGAAUGGCGUAUUUGAAAGCACUGUUGAACCAAGACAUCACCUUAUUUGACACUGAAGCUUCUACUGGGGAAGUUAUUUCCGCCAUUACUUCUGACGUUAUUCUUGUCCAGGAUGCCAUUUCUGAGAAGGUAGGGAACUUCAUGCACUAUUUCAGCAGAUUCCUGUUCGGGUUCAUCAUAGGGUUUGCCAAGGUGUGGCAGAUCAGCUUGGUCACACUAUCCAUAGUGCCUUUCAUCGCGCUAGCAGGUGGCAUCUACGCGUAUGUCACCAUCGGCCUUCUUGCUAGAGUCCGCAAAUCUUAUGUCAAAGCAGGCGAGAUCGCAGAAGAGGUGAUUGGCAAUGUGAGGACAGUGCAAGCAUUUGCAGGAGAGGAAAGGGCAGUAAGGGCAUAUGGAGAUGCUUUGAGCAAAACUUACGAGUAUGGAAGGAAAGCAGGACUAGCCAAAGGGCUUGGACUUGGAACUCUCCACUGCGUGCUCUUCCUUUCGUGGGCUCUGCUCGUCUGGUUUGUCAGCAUCGUCGUCCACAAGAACAUCUCGAAUGGCGGCGAGUCCUUCACCACUAUGCUCAAUGUGGUCAUUUCAGGCCUGUCACUGGGACAGGCAGCUCCAGACAUCACAGCAUUCAUCAGGGCAAAAGCAGCAGCAGGUCCUAUAUUCCAGAUGAUAGAGAGGGACACAGUAAGCAAAACCAAUUCCAAAACAGGCAAAAGAUUAAACAAGCUUGAAGGUCACAUCCAAUUCAAGGAUGUGUCAUUUCGAUACCCUUCUCGGCCUGAUGUAACCAUCUUCAACAAACUCCGCCUCAACAUACCUUCAGGGAAGAUUGUGGCUCUUGUUGGAGGGAGUGGUUCCGGGAAGAGCACAAUUGUGUCGCUAAUCGAGCGAUUUUACGAGCCAGAGUCUGGGCAGAUACUGAUUGAUGGAGUUGAUAUUAAGGAUUUCGAUCUCAAGUGGCUGAGGCAGCAGAUUGGUCUAGUGAAUCAGGAACCUGCAUUGUUUGCCACCAGCAUUAAGAAGAAUAUUUUAUAUGGGAAAGAUGAUGCCACAAUGGAAGAGAUCACUCACGCUGCUAAACAGGCUGAAGCUUCUUCUUUCAUCAACAACCUGCCUGAUAGAUUUGAAACUCAGGUUGGGGAGAGAGGAAUCCAGCUAUCAGGUGGGCAGAAGCAGAGGAUAGCAAUAUCUCGUGCAAUAGUGAAGAACCCAUCAAUUCUAUUGCUUGAUGAAGCUACAAGUGCACUUGACGCGGAAUCGGAGAAAAGCGUGCAGGAGGCACUCGAUCGAGCCAUGGUUGGAAGGACCACUGUCAUUGUAGCACAUCGGCUUUCCACCAUAAGGAAUGCCGAUAUGAUUGCUGUUGUUCAAGGAGGAAAGAUUGUGGAAAUUGGCAGCCAUGAAGAUCUCAUCGCAGACUCAAAGAGUGCAUAUGCAGCACUCGUCCAUCUUCAAGAAGCUGCAUCAAAUCAACACCACCCAUCUUUAGGUCCUACAGCGGAACAUCAGCUGAGCGGAAAGCACUCUCGAGAGUUAUCCCGCACCAGAUCUAGCUUUGGAGCAAGCUUCCGUUCUGAUAAGGAUUCGGUCAUCAGCCGCACAGGCUUGGACGGAGCAGAACCGGCCAAGCCAACUACUGUUUCCAUGAGAAGACUAUACGCCAUGAUUGCUCCUGAUUGGAUAUAUGGAGUAUCUGGCGUUGUAUGCGCCUUCUUUGCUGGAGCACAGAUGCCGCUUUUCGCACUCGGUGUGUCUCAGGCGCUUGUGUCCUACUACAUGGACUGGGACACAACUCGGCAUGAGGUCAAAAAGAUAGCAACCCUCUUCAGCAUUGCUGCAGUGUUGACAGUUAUUGCUCAUGCCAUUGCACAUCUGUGUUUUGGGAUCAUGGGAGAGAGACUAACAUUCCGAGUCAGAGAAAAGAUGUUUUCUGCCAUCUUGCAGAACGAAAUAGGAUGGUUCGAUGACUUGAACAACAACAGCUCUAUGCUGACAUCACGCCUCGCGACCGACGCAACUCUGCUGAAAACUAUAGUAGUUGAUCGCUCCACCAUUCUCUUGCAGAAUCUUGGUUUGGUGGUUACAGCUUUCGUCAUUGCAUUCAUCCUGAAUUGGAGAAUCACUCUUGUUGUGUUAGCUAUGUAUCCACUCGUCAUUAGCGGACACAUAAGUGAGAAACUGUUCAUGCAAGGUUAUGGUGGCAACUUGAGCAAAGUAUACCUGAAAGCCAACAUGCUGGCUGCUGAGGCAGUAAGCAAUAUACGAACAGUCGCAGCAUUCUGCGCAGAAGACAAGGUCCUUGAUCUUUAUGGGCACGAGCUAGUGGAACCUUCAAAACGUUCAUUCACACGUGGACAGAUUGCAGGGAUAUGCUAUGGGAUAUCCCAGUUCUUCAUUUUCUCUUGCUAUGGACUCGCUCUAUGGUAUGGUUCAACUCUUAUGGAGAAGGAAAUUGCUAGUUUUAAGUCCGUCAUGAAGUCAUUCAUGGUUCUGAUUGUAACAGCACUAGCCAUGGGUGAGACUCUUGCAUUAGCUCCAGAUCUGCUGAAAGGGAACCAGAUGGCUGCAUCGGUCUUCGAGGUUUUAGAUCGAAAAUCACAGAUGAGUGUAGAUGCCGGGGAAGAGUGGAACAAUGUCGAGGGUAAGGUUGAGUUGAAGAAUGUCUGUUUCAGCUAUCCAGCAAGGCCGGAAGUCACCAUUUUCAAGGACUUCAAUCUGCAAGUGCAUUCAGGCAAAAGUGUGGCUUUAGUAGGCCAAAGUGGAUCUGGAAAAAGUUCUGUUCUUGCCCUCAUUCUCCGAUUUUACGAUCCAACAUCAGGCAGAGUAAUGAUAGACGGGAAAGACAUCAAGAAAUUGAAAUUGAGAUCGCUCCGGAGGCACAUCGGCCUAGUCCAGCAAGAGCCUGCUCUCUUUGCAACAUCUAUCUAUGAAAACAUACUGUACGGCAGAGAAGGAGCCACCGAAGGAGAAGUAAUCGAAGCAGCUAAACUCGCAAAUGCACAUAGCUUCAUCAGUGCCCUUCCUCAGGGCUACUUGACAAAAGUAGGUGAACGAGGGGUGCAACUAUCUGGUGGCCAGAAGCAAAGGGUAGCCAUUGCCCGGGCAGUGCUGAAGAAUCCAGAAAUUCUUCUGCUAGAUGAAGCUACCAGCGCUCUGGAUGCAGAGUCAGAGCACAUCGUGCAGCAAGCACUGGACAGAUUGAUGAAGAACCGUACGACGGUGAUGGUGGCCCACAGACUGUCAACCAUAAAGCAUGCAGAUCAGAUAUCGGUCAUACAAGACGGAAGAAUAAUCGAACAGGGGACUCAUUCAAGUCUUGUACAGAAGAGAGACGGGGCAUAUUUUAAGCUAAUCAACCUUCAACAGGAGCAACAAAAGGGAGCACUAACAUGAUUUUGUAAGAAGAUUAUAUAUUGCAGUCAUAGGAUACCUGUUCAGUCAACUUCAUUUUUCUGCAUUCCAUAGACCUCCUGUCCUUUUUUUUUAUGUUCAGUCUUGGAGUUUUGACUUUGGCUUUGCGAUGUAUAAUAGAGACAUGUGAUUAUUGAUAUUGAGAGUGUCGAAGCAAUGAAUAAUGGAAAAGCAAUUCUCGAAAA